Saccostrea cuccullata (small rock oyster) is the source of this 4452-nucleotide messenger RNA. RefSeq names its product glutamate receptor ionotropic, kainate 3-like. The coding region runs from base 407 to 2983 and encodes 858 amino acids. The record is from RefSeq and is a predicted model, not a curated record. NCBI's taxonomy places the organism in Eukaryota, Metazoa, Mollusca, Bivalvia, Ostreida, Ostreidae. Gene Ontology annotation, cellular component: postsynaptic density membrane; plasma membrane. Gene Ontology annotation, biological process: monoatomic ion transport; synaptic transmission, glutamatergic; modulation of chemical synaptic transmission. Gene Ontology annotation, molecular function: transmitter-gated monoatomic ion channel activity involved in regulation of postsynaptic membrane potential; glutamate receptor activity. The transcript is spliced from 13 exons.
ACAUUGAGUGUAACAGCAACGUAGCUAGUAAGUUCCGAACAGCGGCGGGAGGCACCUUAAUUCUGAUUCCGUGUGGAUUGAUUCAAAGUACUCCGAUGGAUUUAUGCGAGAGGGAUUAUACCCCAAGUUGCUUAUGAUUUUUAUCCCGGGAAAAAAUGUUUGUCCUCCUCUUUGCUAAUCAAUUUAAGGAGGAAAAGAAGAAAGCCUAAUUAAACAGGGCAAGCGAUAAUGCUAUUUCUGGUGGUUGUUUUCAAAUAACACGAUGGAUAUUCUCUGGAACCGUAUGUUUACCCGAUUUUUCUGUUCGACAAAAGAAAUAUUAUUCUGGCGGCGGAUUUUUUGAGAACAUGACCGAGUUGAGUGAGUUACACCCCUUUACAUCAGCGGACGGUGUAUAUAUUCAGCGAUGCUGAUCCUAGGCGUGACGCUUGUUUUCCUUCUAUCACAUGUGUCUUUGUGCAUGGAAAAUCCACACAGAGUCGCUGUCCUAGGGCAUCAAGGAAUAUCAAUUCAAGACAUACACUCCUUUUUAGUAAAACUGGAUCCCUACCACGAAUUUGACCUUGUGCGUAUUCCAUCAACCUAUCCGAAAAUGACGUUUGACAACAUUAGAAAUGCUUCAAACUUCAUUGGCAAACAGAAUAUCUCAGCUAUCAUUGGUACAUACAGUGAAAUAUAUCAUCAUGCAACCUGCUAUCAAAGAGUACCCUACAUCGUCACAUCCGGUCUGCCACAUGACGUCACGGAGAGUCCUUUCUUGUUAAACAUUUUACCUGGGAUGUAUAGCUAUGCUUUGGCAAUUAAUGACAUUGUGACGUAUUUUGGCUGGAAGAGAGUGGCUGUAGUCUACGACUGGGAAGAAGAUAUAUUACCUCUUCACAUGUUUCGUCCUCCAAUAAUGUCUUUACUAGUGGAUAGACACCCAACAGACCUUAAGGCCUACAACAUACGUCAUAAUACGUCAUCAGCCCACGUCAGAGGCAUCCUGCGGGACCUCCGCAACAGAUUCAUCGACAGAAUAAUAGUUAUUUGCUCAUCACUCAAUACAAAUAUUGUUUUAACUCAGGCUUUGUACCUGAGCCUCCUCUCCCGUCCAUAUGAAUGGCUGAUUGCAAAUGUGGGGACAGACGUGGCUGUCUUAGACGAUUACCUAGAUUCCCGCGUUAAUCUGACGUCACUUCUACUAAUGAUCAACAGUAACCCGGAUGAUUGUGCCUUGGGGAAGGGGAACGUUUCCUUGUCUAAUGCCGUCCUACACGACGCCUUCAAGAUUUACAUGAACAUUCUAGAACAACAUGUGAACAAAAACAGACUACAGAUGAGGAAAGCGUUACGAAAUAUUCGCGUUGAUGGUUGUACUGGAAAACUCUCCUUUUCAAAAAUGGGUGUCAGAAAUGAAACAUAUCUCCAGCUCAAAUCUCUGGCAACAGAUCGAGAUGGAAUGACCUAUUUAUUUCAGUAUGGGACUUGGAGGAGCGGCAAGGAGCGGCUGAUGGAACGAAUUCAGCCGUCGCACACUUACAGGUCAAUGAUGAACAAGGACGCUGAGCAUUCAUUUACAGAUAAUAGAAUUAGAGUCACUACUAAGCUGGAGCCGCCUUUUGUUCAGUGGAAGAAUGAUUCCGGGGGUGGCAAUAAAACGACAGACAUCGGGGACCAACUCGAAGGAUUUCUUAUUAGUAUAUUCGAGAAGUUAGCAGACGACAUAGGAUUCGAUUUUAAUAUUAGCUUAGUACCAGACGGAAAGUAUGGUAGUUACAAAGGCAAAGUAAGAGGUUGGACGGGAAUGGUUCGGCAACUUUUAGAUAAUAAGGCUGAUAUUGCUUUGGCACCUUUCCAAAUAACACCCUCCCGAUCUAGAGUUGUCGACUUUCCAAAACCAUUCAUGACAAAAGGAACCAGUUUAGUCGUUAGAAAACCUGAGAGGAGUGUGUCCCCUUUUCAAUUUCUUAUGCCGUUAUCUCAUGUUGUGUGGAUUAAUAUUUUUGUGGCAUAUAUAUUUACAGCUUUAAUGCUCUUUGGUGUAAGUCGUGUGAACUGUGAUAAGCAUGAAAGCUGUUUGAACAACUUCCGGGAAAGUUUCUGGUAUAUAUGGGGUACUCUUUUACGAGGGAAUCUGACCCAAUCCCCCACUGGUAUAUCAAGCAGAAUAGUCAGCAGCGCAUGGUGGUUCUUUUCUUUAAUAGUGAUUUCAGUUUAUACAGCUAAUUUAGCGGCUUUUCUAACCAUUUCUAAUGCUCACAUACCUAUAUCUUCUGCUGCUGAUCUUCCAAAACAAAGUGAUUACAAUUAUGGUACUGUAGAAGGAAGCCAAAUAGAAAACUUUUUCAGCCAAACAAACAUCAGUCACUAUCAAACUAUGUACGCACAUAUGAGAAUUACAGAUGGAGCUAUAGUAAGGAGGGUGGAAGAUGGUUUCCGCAAAGUCCGCACAGAAAAAUAUGCCUUUCUUUGGGACUCUCCUAUAAUACGUCAUGCAAUUUCUACUGAUUGUAACUUGAUGGAGAUAGGGAGUCCCUUUGACCUGAAGGGCUAUGGCAUGGCAGCAAGAAAGCAUUCACCACUAACGGAAAAGCUCUCUCUUGGAAUUUUGAAAUUAAAUGAUAAUGGAGAAUUAUACAAACUGGAAGGAAAAUGGUUUGGUAUCCCUACCUGUCCAGACCCGCGUUCCAGUGCAAAGAGCCAAGAGAUUAAAAUGGGCGUGGCCUCUGGAAUGUUUUAUGUUUUGACAGGGGGUCUUGUCCUUGCUUGUAUUGUAUUCAUAAUACAAUGGCUAUAUCAUAAACGUUCCAAGAACCAAGAUCGAGAAAACAAACAAGAGCAAAGUAAGGCAGAAGAAAACAAUAUUCACAAUCACACGGACCGCAAUACCUCAUCAGAACUGGGGAAGGAUAGGGAUGAUGAACUGAUCACUGUGUUGACUAGAACACUGAGUAUCGGUGAGAAUUCAGUCCACAGUAGGUGGCAAGGGGAACAUUUAUAACAGCAUAUUGCAAGUGUCACAACGUCUUCCACACGCACAUGUUUUCUUCAUAAGAUUCAUUUCAACAUUCUCUGCAUUAUCUUCAUUUUUAUCAGAAUUUUUCCAUUUGUCAAACACUGUAUUCAAAUGACUUGUUUGUGAUAUUGUAUAAAGUUGUAUUAGAUAAACGAUAAAUAGGGAAUAUGUGACGUUUAUGCAAACUGGUUGAUUUUGAUGCCAGUAAACUAGUUUUUUAUUUGUUUGUUUAACAUCUCAGGAAUAAUUUAUUUGUUUUAUUGUCUUUUUUUUCAUUUUAGUUAUUUUCAUUAUCAUUGACGAGUAUCAUCUAACAUAAUGAUUAGUUUUGCGUCACAGCUGGUGUGAUAAAAUACUUUUGAUUUGCAUCAAAUCAUAUAUUUUCAUUUUCUUGGAGAGAUAAAUAAGUAUUAAAAAUUCAUUUGACAAUAUAAUUUUAACAAUCGAUUAAGUAACAGUUAUACCCGGUAGUGUAAGGAAUAAGUUUAAGAAAGCUGUUGAAUGUAUUUAUUUUAUAUUGUGAAGAGUCAAUAAUUCUACUUUGUCAUGUGAUAUAUCUGAGGCUAUUUUAAAAUGCAAGUCCAAUUCUAAUUCAUUCUGAUAUAUGACAAAAUCUUAAAAUUCGAUUGGAUUUUAAUUACUUUUUGAUCAUAAUCAUUCAUUUUUGUCUGAAUAAUGUUGGGGGAUGAAAAUGUGCUCAGUUUGAUGUUUAUGGUUCCUUCCCAGUAAUUACUUAAUUGAAUUGAAACUGUUGGUUCAAUGAAGUCGAUGAUAGAUGAAUACUACCGUCAACUGCUCAAUAACUCAGAAAAACACUUAUAAAAUUGUGAGCUAAAUUAAAUAUUGAAAUAUCAAACACACACGAACUUUUACAAUUAUUCUUUUGAAUUGCUGUUUAAACAGUUCUAGAUUUGAGGGGAAUUUGAUUUGCUAUCAAUUGUUUGCAAGCUAAAUUUGUUUCUGCAAUUAUUUUGUCAAUGUUACAAAAUUUAAUUUGCUUUCUCGUGUAAUUUCUAUUAUUUGAGUCUCUAUCUAAAAUUUUAUUAAGUUCGGUUAGUUUUUUUCUUUUCGUUUUGAUCGAAGCUUUUUGAAAAUAUUGACAUGAUAUAGUUGGACUCAGUAUGUUAGAAAUAAGGUUCAAUUCUAUUUUUUUUAUUUACCUGAUUCAAUGUACAGCAUUCAAAAGUUGUAAAUGUUAUCUUUAAAGCCUCGCAUAAUUAAGUUGCAACCCUGCAAUUCCUAUUGAUUCCUUUUGAAAAUCCUCAUGAAUUAGUGCUAAACUUAAGCCUCACUUUUAAUCAUUUCAUGCUGCAUUUUGUCACAACAAAACUCAUUUUUGGGCGGAUUAGCUAACUUUAUAUUAAGCUGAAGUAUGUACAUGUACAUAAUAAAGAGGUGAAUGAUAUCUGUACUCUUGAUGAAUUUAUGUGCCUUAAUAAAAUGUUUUUCUUGCA